UUACAACCAUGUUUACGAUGGUUUACAACAAAUACUACACCUAUAUAGUAUUAUAGUAUUAAGGGUUUAGUGUUUUUGUGUAGUUUGUUUGUCUCGUCUUUCAAAGAAGUGGUCCGAAGUUGAACCGUUUUAAACGUGUAGCAAAUUUAGGGUUGUAUGUUUGGCGCAACUCUGGCACGCGCAGUUUUAUAUUUAGAUAGUUGCACCAGAUGAUUUAAGGGGGUCUGACGCAGAAGGUUCAGUCAAAGGCAGAACUUUUUGCACAAUUCUCCUCGUUUUUGAAACACGUCCCACAGUUAAACGGAAGGAUACGCGUUUGAGGAAAUGAUCGGCUUGUGUCGUUUUCACAGAAGGCAGAUGGAGAGGAAUGACUUCCUCAAAUAGGAAGAUAAAGCUGGUUGUCUUUGAGAGAGAUAGAUAGAGAGAUAGAUAGAAAGAUAGAGAGAGAGAGAGAGAGAACGCGCUGCGCGUCUUUGAUAUGAAGUUUGUUGCCUCUGACUAGAAAACCGCUUUGUGCGUUGUUUGGUAAAAUUGCUCGACUGCUGGCGCAAACGAGAUAAAACUGGACCGGGACGUUGCUCUAUUAUAAUAUGCAGUGAUGUGCGCUGCUUUAAUGCAUAGCAAGACGCUGGACGUCAGAGGCGCGCGUCUCUCUUCGGCACAGGUGCGGGCUAAACUUUGGUUAUUCAUUAUUGAUUAACUUUGGAAAGAAAAGAGGGACGCGCACGGGGGACGACGAUUACUCGCGCUAUGGAGAUCAUGCCCAACCAACCUACAGCAGAGGCCGGUGGAGAUCACACCGCCGCGGGAUCCAUGUCUGCGGGCGCGGACAGAACCGAUGUGACCAGCCCAAGUCCCGUAACCAAACAGAGGUCUCUGCGGGCGGUUUAUGUUUUGAAUGAUGGACUAAAGGCGGUAGCCGCAAACAGCCCGGAGUCCGGCGCGCUGCAGUGUCUCCAGCGCGCCUGUGACGCGGAGAGUGCCAUACUAACCACUGUUACCUUUGGACGAUUAGACUUUGGAGAGACAUCGGUGCUCGAUACUUUUUAUGACGCGGAUAUUGCAGUGGUGGACAUGAGCGAUGUGUUCAGACAGCCCUCCUUGUUUUAUCACCUUGGUGUGCGUGAGAGCUUCGACAUGGCCAACAAUGUCAUCCUCUACCACGACAUAGACCCUGACACAGCACAGUCCCUAAAGGACAUGGUGGGACAGAAAAACACAAUGUCAAGGCCAGUUAAAAUCGGCUUCCCAUGGGUCCAGUUACCUCCUGAGUACAGAGGCUCUGGCCUAAGAAACAAAGCCUCCAGCGGAAACUAUUAUUUCAUUCCGUACUUGAUGACACCCAACAACGAGUACUUGUGUUGUGAGAACGUGGCCCAACGUAGAGCAUCAGAGUACAUGCAGCCCAACUGGGAUAACCUUCUGGGUCCUCUCUGUGUCCCGCUGGUGGAUCGCUUCGCCAACCUGCUCAAAGACAUCCACGUUACUUCAUGUGCUUCGUACAAAGACACACUUUUAAACGACAUCCGAAAAGCUCGAGAAAAAUACCAGGGAGAAGAAUUGGCCAAGGAGCUUACUCGAAUCAAACUCCGCAUCGACAACACAGAGGUUUUAACUCAGGACAUUGUAAUGAAUUUGCUUUUCUCCUACAGAGAUAUACAGGACUACGACGCCAUGGUUAAACUGGUUCAGACCAUUGAGAUGUUGCCCACCUGUGACUUGGCCAACCAGCCCAUGAUUCAGUUCCACUAUGCUUUUGCUCUAAAUAGACGGAAUAGUCCCGGGGACAGAGAGCAGGCGUUACGUGUGAUGUUGCAGGUCCUUCAGUCUUGCGAACAUCCCGCACCUGACAUGUUCUGCCUCUGCGGUCGUAUCUACAAAGACAUCUUCCUCGACUCUGACUGCAAGGACACAAAGAAUAGAGAAAAUGCCAUCCAGUGGUAUAGAAAAGGUUUUGAACUGCAGCCCACGCUCUAUUCAGGAAUUAACUUGGCAGUGCUUCUUAUAGUGUCCGGACAGCAGUUUGAGACUUCUAUAGAGCUCAGGAAGAUCGGUGUAAGGUUAAAUAGUCUGCUGGGCCGUAAAGGCAGUUUGGAGAAGAUGAAUAACUAUUGGGAUGUGGGACAGUUCUUCACCGUCGGGAUGCUGGCCAAUGACAUUCCUAAAGCUGUACAAGCGGCAGAAAAACUUUUCAAACUCAAGCCACCCAUAUGGUACCUGCGAUCAGUGGUCCAGAACCUUCAACUAAUUCAACAUUUUAAGAAGCAGAACACUGAGUAUUCGCCCCAGAGAGAGAGACUCAACUUCUGGAUGGACAUCAUCGUGGAGGCCACCCAGGGAACGACCAACGGCCUCCGCUUUCCGGUGUUGAUCUUGGAGCCCACCAAAGUUUACCAGCCCUCAUAUGUGUCCAUUAACAGUGAAGCUGAAGAGAAGAAUGUUUCUAUAUGGCAUGUGUCUCCGGCUGAGACGGGGAUACACGAGUGGAACUUUACGGCAUCCUCCAUCAAAGGCAUCAGCAUCUCCAAAUUUGAUGAGCGCUGCUGCUUUCUGUAUGUGCAUGACAACUCGGAUGAUUUCCAGAUCUACUUUUCCACAGAGGACCAGUGCGGCAGGUUCUGCUCCAUGGUGAAGGAGUUAAUAACAGACGGAUCAGGAAAUGCCGUCGAGCUGGAGGGGGAGGGUGAUGGAGACACCCUGGAGUACGAAUAUGACUACAAUGAGAAUGGCGACAGGGUGGUUCUCGGCAGGGGUACUUAUGGAGUUGUGUACGCAGGGCGAGACCUGAGCAACCAGGUGCGCAUCGCCAUCAAAGAAAUCCCAGAAAAGGAUAGCAGAUAUUCUCAGCCUCUGCAUGAGGAGAUAGCCCUUCACAAGUAUUUGAAACACAGGAACAUCGUUCAGUACCUGGGUUCAGUGUCAGAGGACGGCUAUAUCAAGAUCUUCAUGGAACAAGUCCCAGGAGGAAGUUUGUCAGCGUUGCUUCGUUCCAAGUGGGGUCCCCUGAAAGAGGCCACCAUCAUCUUCUACACCAGACAGAUCCUGGAAGGACUCCGUUACUUGCAUGAGAACCAAAUCGUUCAUCGGGACAUCAAGGGGGACAAUGUGUUGGUCAACACCUACAGUGGCGUGUUGAAAAUCUCUGACUUCGGAACUUCUAAGAGACUCGCUGGAGUCAACCCCUGCACAGAGACAUUUACCGGUACGUUACAGUACAUGGCCCCUGAGAUCAUCGAUAAGGGCCCCAGAGGUUACGGGGCUCCGGCGGAUAUCUGGUCGCUGGGGUGCACCAUCAUAGAGAUGGCCACAGGCAAACCUCCGUUUCAUGAGCUGGGAGAGCCACAGGCCGCCAUGUUUAAGGUGGGGAUGUUUAAGAUCCACCCCGAGAUCCCAGAAUCUCUUUCCUCCGAGGCAAAAUCCUUCAUCCUCUCCUGCUUCGAGCCGGACCCCAACAAACGUACGAUGGCCGGGGAGCUGCUCAAAGAUCUGUUUCUGCGUCAAAACAUCAAAGGCAAAAAGAACAAGAUCGCAUUUAAACCCUCAGACUACAUCCGCAGCGUUUCACUGCCGGUGCAGCUGCAGGCGGAGGCCACGGGGAGCAGCAGCAGUGAACCAGGCUCCGUGUCUCCAGACUGCGACUCCAAACAAGACGUGUUUUUCGAGAAGAAGAAACGCUCCAGCUCUGAGAACCUCAUCAAACCGCCCAGCUCAAACUUUCUGAGUGUUCCAGAUGAAAGUCCUACAGCAGAAGAUCGGAGCUCUCCGGCCUCUUCUGAGAACAGUGACUCUGGGCUCUUUCUCCUCAAGAAAGACAGCGAACGACGGGCCAUUCUUUACAAGGUCCUCAAUGAGGACCAAGAUAAAGUCACCUCCAACCUGAUGGAGAACCAUAUCCAGGGUCAAGAAGAGCUGAAGUUGUCAGUAGACCACAUCAAACAGAUCAUCUGCAUCUUGCGGGACUUUAUACGCUGCCCCGAGCGACGCGUCAUGGCGACCACCAUCUCAAAACUCAAACUGGACCUGGACUUCGACAGCACCUCCAUCAAUCAGAUCCAACUGGUUUUGUUUGGCUUUCAAGAUUCGGUAAAUAAAGUGUUGAGAAACCAUCACAUUAAACCUCAUUGGAUGUUUGCCAUGGACAACAUUAUCAGACGGGCUGUGCAGGCAGCUGUCACGAUAUUGAUUCCAGAGCUGCAAACCCAUUUUGGUCCGGCAUCUGAGAGUGAAGGAGCUGAUAAGGAUGCUGAUGAAGUUGAUGUAGAAGACGAUGCCGACUUUGUUUCGGUGGCACGCACGCCGCAGGAAGACCAAGUGCUUACCUCUGGGGUCAGCACCCUCAGCUCGGUCACAUCCCAUGAGGCUCAGCGGCCACAGCACCCACUGGGAAUCCAACUGGGACGCCUCAAACAGGAAACCAACAGGCUGCUCGAGGAACUGGUGCAGAAGGAGAGAGAGUACCAGCAGGUUCUUAGACAGACUCUACAACAGCGAGCACACGACAUCGAGCUUAUCAAGAUCAGACAACAACCCGCUGCAGUCCCCGUACCAGAGGCGCCCGGUCCGUCCAUAUUUCAGAUUGCUACACAGCCCGAGCCUGAUAAGAAGCUCACCGAUUGGCUAAAGGAGUAUGGCGCUGAUUCUGGGACCAUAGACAAGUUCGUUUCGGAAGAUUAUUCACUUAACGACAUUCUUUGUGAUAUUACUAAGGAAGACCUUCGCUGCCUCAGGCUCAGGGGCGGUGUGCUGUGUCGCAUCUGGCGGGCCAUUCAAAGACACCGUGACAAAGGACUUACAAAACUCAAGAAUGAAGAGGGACAUUCAGAAGGAUGAAAGUUUUGUAAAUCUAUCAUUCACAGACACCUGAGCCAGCAUAAACAUUCACAUGUAAUGAGAGACGGAUUCUAAAUACGUGAUACAAACCUCCUAAUUCUGACGCACUUUGCCCGAUUCUCUCAUCUGCUGCUUUUGUGCCAUUUUUAGGGUAUUAUUUCAGUCUUUCCAAAAUUUCCGUCUCAUUUCCAUUUAAUUUCAAUAGGAAACCCACAGGGAUGUCAACAACUCUAUCCAGGAAAGAUUACGCUUUCCGCUUCUUACACCGGCGUGCUGCGAGGUGUCAGCAGACACGGAAUGAUUCUCUCCACUCCAAGUGAUGGGCCGCUCAGAACCCAACCCGUCCGAUUUUAGACGUUAAAGAGAACUUUAUGUGGUUUAGCUUUAUAAUAUUUUAUCAUUUUUCAAUUCAAUUAUUAAAUGUAUGUGUAAUAGAAUGUUUUAUGUGACACUUUAUGGAGGUACUGUCUGGAAAAAUGACCUCUCGGACCAGAGCUACAGUGAGAAGCUUGUAUGGGAAAUGUGUUUUGAUAACCAAACCUAAAUAGUUGUAAAAGGCAAAGAAUUUGCUGAUAACCAAAGCAAAUGCUUAACCGUAGUAACCGUCGCAUGCCAUUCAAAAUGAUUUGCAAGACCAGUCUUGCAGAAAGCCAAUAGAUGCGGUUAACUUUACGCCACAGUUUUUUUUUCAACUUUCAUGUGUCAGUUGAACUUGUAACCAACCAUUUCAACCAAGUAUCAUGCCAAAGCAUGAAUCAAGGAUUUUAAGGCUUAUCUGACCUUGAUGUCAGUGGCAUGAAUGGAAGAUCAAUGUGAUAAAUCUUCUUUGAAUUAAGACCAAAACUACCUGCAGAUUCACUUGAUUCUUCUGUGUGACUUGUGAUCUUGCAUUUCAUUUUCUGUAUUUCAACACACUGUGUUUGUUAAUAUUUUUCUGAGAAUGGUUGCGCUCAGGGCACCAGUGUUCCGUCUAAGCUAUUUAAGUUAUUUCUCUGUUGUGUUGGUAUUAAGAUGACAGCGAUGUUGACAAUGAAAGUUCUCCUUUCUCCUCUUGACUUCUAUAAAAAAUGGCACUCAAAUGAUUUGUGAACAGGAUAUUCAAGCCGUGUCUGAGCCCAGAUGCCAACUUGUUACACUGAUUGCAAAACACUUUCGGGUGAAUAAAGUUCAUACCUGCAAAAAUC
Messenger RNA from Triplophysa dalaica, 6014 nucleotides. It is a transcript of the gene map3k15, whose product is annotated as mitogen-activated protein kinase kinase kinase 15. The coding region runs from base 751 to 4830 and encodes 1359 amino acids. Gene Ontology annotation, biological process: protein phosphorylation; cellular response to stress; MAPK cascade. Gene Ontology annotation, molecular function: ATP binding; MAP kinase kinase kinase activity. The transcript is spliced from 30 exons. The record is from RefSeq and is a predicted model, not a curated record. NCBI's taxonomy places the organism in Eukaryota, Metazoa, Chordata, Actinopteri, Cypriniformes, Nemacheilidae.